Ostreococcus lucimarinus CCE9901 is the source of this 2697-nucleotide messenger RNA. RefSeq lists its product with no specific name. Bases 1 to 2697 code for a protein of 898 amino acids. The transcript has a single exon. Lineage: Eukaryota; Viridiplantae; Chlorophyta; Mamiellophyceae; Mamiellales; Bathycoccaceae. The record is from RefSeq and is a predicted model, not a curated record. Gene Ontology annotation, molecular function: DNA translocase activity; ATP binding; ATP-dependent chromatin remodeler activity.
AUGUCGCGCGCCGUCGCCUCGCCGCUUCGCGACGUCAACGGCGCCGCCGCGCGUCGACCGGUGCGUCUCAAGCGUCGCGCGCUGUCCGACUCGUCCGACGACGACGCGUCGGACGAGGACGCGCCGGCGCCGGCGACGAACGUCGACGCCGUCGCGGCGACGAACGUCGACGCCGUCGCGGCGACGCGCAAGCCCCUGCGAUUGAAGGGCAAGGACGGCGGGCCGAAGUUUGAGCUCGACGCGGCGCUCGCGUCGAGGCUGUACGAUCAUCAGCGCGACGGCGUGCGUUGGAUGUGGGGAUUGCACUUGGCCGGGCGAGGCGGGAUUCUCGCCGACGACAUGGGCCUGGGCAAGACGCUUCAGGCGUGCGCGUUCGUCGCCGGUUUGUUGCGCAGCGGCGCGGCGAAGCGCGUGCUCGUGCUCGCGCCGACGACGUUGCUGCCGCAUUGGUUGAAAGAGCUCGAGACGUGCGGGCUGAGGCGAGGGGAGACGGUGUUUAAGUACUACGGCGGCUCGCGAGGGGCGCUCGACAAACAGUUGCGCGCGUGCGCGACGGGUCGAGGCGCGCUCUUGGCGUCGUACGGGAUGGUGACGUCUCGCGCGAGCGAGCUCGGCGCGCCGAGCGACGAGGACGAAGCCGAGAGAGCGAGCGCGCGCGAGGGGCGCGGCGUCGCGCCGAAAGAUUUCGCGGGCGAAUUUCGCUGGGAUUGGAUCGUCAUGGACGAAGGACACGCGUUGAAGAACGCGACGACGCGGCUCGCGCAAAAGGUUCGACAACUGCCCGCCAAUCUGCGCAUGAUUGUCACCGGAACGCCGGUGCAAAACGCGCUCGGCGAACUGUGGUCGCUGUACGACUUGACGUGUCCGGGGCUUCUCGGCGGCGAAAACGAGUUUCGUCGACGAUUCGCCAACAAGAUCGCCGCCGGUCAAGCCGCGUCGGCGACGCAAAAACAACGAUCGGAAUCGAAAGAGCUCACGGCGACGCUGCGUCAAAUGACUCGUCCGUACUUUUUGCGCCGCGACAAGAAGGAGGUCUUACUAGCCAAAGAGGAUGUCGCGCCCGUCGACGACGCGAAGAAACCGAAUAGCGCGGCCGCGACGUCGUGGAAGCACGUCAAGAACGCGCCUUCGGCGCUCGGGCAGAAGAACGAUUUCAUCGCGUGGAUACCGCUUGAGCCGGCGCAAUCGGCGCUGUACUCAAAAUUCUUAGCCUCGAAACCCGUUCAGGACGCCAUCAACAAAACCGGUUCGGCGAUUUCGUGCAUGAACGCUCUGAAGAGAAUUUGCGAUCACCCGACGCUGUGCGUCGCGGCGCGGGACGACGCCGACGUCGACGCGUCGCCGCCCGCGGAGGAGGAGGAGGAAAUCGAAGACGAAGAAGACGCCGAAUUGAAGAAGAGCUGCGCGGGCGAAGCCGCCGCGGCGGCAGCGGCGGCCGUUCGCGAGUGCGAUUUCGACGCCGACGCUCUCGCCCGCGGCGCGUCGAGUUUGAGCGCCAAAUCUAGAUUUCUCAUGGCCAUGUUGGAUCGGUUUCGCGCCGAAGGACGUCGCACGUUGGUCUUCUCUCAGUCGCAGGCGACACUGAACGUUGUUGAAGCGUGCAUUCGCGAAGCGAACAUCAAGUUCGUGCGAAUCGACGGUAAAGUAAACGUCGACGAGCGAGAUCGUCGCGUGACGCAGUUCCGUUCGAACGCAGACAUUCCCGUCAUGCUUCUCACCGCUCGCGUCGGCGGUCUCGGUUUGACGCUGACGGAGGCGACGCGCGUCAUCAUUUACGAUCCGGCGUGGAAUCCAACGACGGACAAUCAAUCCGUCGAUCGCGCGUACCGCAUUGGGCAAACCAAAGACGUCGUGGUGUAUCGUCUCGUCACGUGCGGAACGGUGGAGGAAAAGAUUUACCGUCGUCAAGUCUUCAAGGGCGGCGUGUCCAAGUCGGCGACGGACGGCGUGAGCGGGAAGCAAUACUUUGGCGCGGACGACGCGACUCAGCUGUUCGAAACGCGCGAAAACGCCAUGCGCGCGAGCGAUACGAUGAAACAAUUGAACGCGUUGCACGCGGCGGAUCGCAAGUGGACGGAUGAGCUUCGCGCCGAGUUGCCGUAUGUCGAGUCGCUGCCUUUUGUCUGCGGCGUGAGCGAUCACGAUUUGUUGUUCAGCAAAGACGACGAAGCGACGACGAGCGGGUCGAAAUCAAGCAGUGCCGCCGCAAAAUCAGCGCCCGCGGGGGCGGCGACGACGCCGAAGGGAAAGGCGCCCGGCGGCGCGGCUUGGAAAAACGUCAACGCCGGGUGGGGAGGCGACGGCGGUUUGCUCGGCGGCGCCUUGCUCGCGGCGCUGACGCCACCGAAGGAAACGAAAAGCGCGACAAAGAUGAAAAUCGACGACGACGAGUCGCCCGAGCCCGUCUCCGGGGAGGCGAAGCUUAAAGCAAAAAUCAAACACAUCGAAGACGACUGCGCCAAGUUGGGCGUGAUUUUGAGCAUGCCCGACGUCGUCGCCAAGAUGCCCGACAAAGGCGAGAGCACUCGAAGGGCGAUCGAAAAACAACUCGCCGAAAAAUGCGUGCUCGAGGCCGAAUACAACGCCAAGUACGCGGUCUCUGAGACGUUCUACACCCCUCAGAGUUCACCCAAAGGUUCGCCGCCGCCGGAAACCGUCGCCUCGUUGGCGCAAUCCAUCGAUUCUUUCGAAAUGUAA